AGCGACACACAUGCUAGCAGAGUUUUGACAUUAUGGCAACUGUACAAGUUAGCGAGGCUGAAAAAGUGUACAUUCUACACGGUAUACGGGAUGACUUAAGGGUGGAUGGGAGAGGCUGUGAGGACUACAGACACAUGGAGGUAGAGACCGAUGUGGUGUCCAACACAGAUGGCUCGGCCAAAGUCACACUGGGGCACACAGUUGUUCUAGUUGGGAUUAAGACUGAAAUUGGGAAACCAAGACCCAUGGUGCCAAAUGAAGGCUACUUGGAGUUCUUUGUUGAUUGUUCAGCCAAUGCUACCCCCGAGUUUGAGGGCAGAGGAGGGGAGGAGCUGGGGACGGAGCUGAGUAACACUCUCUACAAAGUCUUCAACAACAAACACAGUGUGGACCUAAGGAGCCUCUGUAUCAGUGCAGGAGAACACUGCUGGGUCCUUUAUGUGGAUGUGCUGCUGCUGCAGUGUGAUGGAAACCUGUACGAUGCCAUCUCAAUAGCUAUAAAGGCAGCUCUCUUCAACACAAAAAUUCCCAAAGUGCAUAUAUCAGCUGACGACGAAGGAGGGAAGGAAAUUGAGCUGUCAGAUGACCCGUAUGAUUGUAUGAGACUUAAUGUAGAAAACGUUCCUUGUAUAGUGACAUUGUGCAAGGUGGGCCACCGGCACGUCGUGGACGCGACUCUGCAGGAGAAGGCCUGCUCUGUGGCGAGCCUCAUCAUCUCUGUCACACACAAAGGCACUGUCACCUGCACGAGGAAGGUGGGAGGAGGCAGCCUGGAUCCAGAGAGCAUCUUCGAAAUGACAGAGGCAGGUAAACGGGUCGGGAAGGCCCUUCAUGCUCCGCUCAUGAAGCUGCUGCAGCAGGAGGAGAGUUUGGGAAAGAAUCAACAGAAAGUUGGCUUCCUUGGUUAACAUCAGCGCAUGUAUACAGCAUUUUCUAAUAAAACUUAA
Chelmon rostratus (copperband butterflyfish) is the source of this 947-nucleotide messenger RNA. RefSeq names its product exosome component 7 (gene exosc7). The record is from RefSeq and is a predicted model, not a curated record. Bases 33 to 908 code for a protein of 291 amino acids. Gene Ontology annotation, biological process: U1 snRNA 3'-end processing; nuclear polyadenylation-dependent rRNA catabolic process; U5 snRNA 3'-end processing. The transcript has 8 exons. Gene Ontology annotation, cellular component: nuclear exosome (RNase complex); cytoplasmic exosome (RNase complex). Lineage: Eukaryota; Metazoa; Chordata; Actinopteri; Chaetodontiformes; Chaetodontidae.